AUGGGAUUCACAACUGACACUUUAAAGUAUAAGGCGUAUACUUUUAAAACGAGAUCAGAGCCAAUUGUAAUUCGUGAUCAGGAAAUCAAAUUACAAAAACAAAGUGAUGGAAGUUAUAACGUUCCAACUUCAAAGAUCCUUGUCAAAGUCUAUGCGGCCGCCUUGAACCCUGUUGAUCUUAAAAUUCAUAAUUUAGCUUAUUGGCCAGUUCAAUUCAUUUUGGGAUAUCAAGGUCUUGGAAAGGAUUAUAGUGGUAGGAUUGUUGCCAUUGGGAAAAAAGCUCAAAUAUCAACUCAUUUAAAUGUUGGUGAUCUUGUUCAAGGGUUUUAUCCUCAUUUUAGUCCUACAGGUACAUUAAGUGAAUAUAUAUUAGUGGAUGGAACUAAUAAUGCUGAUAAACAAAUAACGAAUAUCCCUAGUAAUAUCACCUUAGCUCAAGCAGCAUCUUGGCCAUUGGUAUAUGGAACUACAUACCAAUUAACUCAUGAUUAUAAUUUCACUGAUAAAAAAGUAUUGAUUUUGGGUGGUGCUACAUCAGUUGGAAGAUAUCUUAUUCAAGUCAUUAAAAGUAAAGGAGCCAAAGAAAUCAUUGUAACUUGUUCUCCAAGAUCAGUUGAUUUAGUUAAGCAAUUAGGUGCUACUAAUACCAUCGAUUAUACUCAAGGAUCAAUAUUAAAUCCAACUUUGGAAUUUGUAAAAGAUGGUACAUUUGAUCAUAUUUAUGAUUGUAUUGGAAAUGCAGAAUUAUUCCCUUCAAUUUAUGAUAUUUUACCUUCAGAUGGAUCAGGUAAUUAUCAAACUAUUGUAGGGGAUGGUAAAUCAUUAAAUCUAAGUAUAAAGACUAUUACAUCUUACUUUACAGUAUUUAAAAGACGGUUUGCAUCCAUAAUCCAUACAUUGGGAUAUAAUUAUCGACUUCAUUUACUUAAUAGUGAUGGUGAUUGGAUUAAAGAAGGUCGACAAUUAAUUGAAGAUGGGCAUUUAAAGAUAUUUGUGGAUACAUAUUUCAAAUUUGAAGACCUUGAUAAAGCCAUUGAAUUAUUAGCUACAGAAAAGGCUAAUGGUAAAGUGGUGGUUAAAAUUGAAGAAUAA
Molecule: messenger RNA, 1092 nt
Organism: Scheffersomyces coipomensis
Lineage: Eukaryota; Fungi; Ascomycota; Pichiomycetes; Serinales; Debaryomycetaceae
Exons: 1
Coding region: 1-1092 (363 amino acids)
Cellular component (GO): mitochondrion
Molecular function (GO): oxidoreductase activity
Source: RefSeq, a predicted model, not a curated record